CUGAAUCUUCAUUUCGAGCUAUUAUUGCUCACGUUCUAGUGCCCAAACGUUAGGAUAGUUCUGGUAAGCAUCGAGGACGCUGUUCACGAGUAACGGCGCGCGCGCAACCGUUCACUUCAUUAUUGAAACAGCCGCCUCCUGAUCAGUCACCACGGAACAGCAUCCAGGAUAUGAGCAGUCAGAAUCAAGAAAAGCAUUACUUCACGGACGAGUACCCCGACAAUGACUAUCAGUGCACGACCGAGUCUUCUCACCCGCAGACUCCGCUAUGGCCGGCCUACCUGCCAGUGAAUCAAGACCGGAUUGUCGUCUUUGAGCGUAGUAAGAAUGCACAGCUCGUCGUGUACUCUGCCAACUUCCGCGAUAAGAAGCGCCGUGAGCUGGACCCAAAGUGGCCGCUGGACAUCAACUGGCAGAGCUUCGGCUGGACAGCCCACCCCACGAGUAACCCCACUGGGAUGAUCGAGCGGAAACUGGCGUGGGGGUACUCGCACAAGGUGGUCAAACCAGAAGGUCCAGUUGCCGUCGAAGCAGUCGGUACCAGCUACACAGUUACACUGAAUGCGCUGCCCAGUCGUCCAUCACUACUCUACGUUGACGCUAAAGGACGAGUUAUCUUGCAAACCACAAUCAAUGGUGCUCCGUCGCGUCUCUGGAAGAUCUUCGUGAAAACCAUCAACAGUGUUGCCUUCAUCCCCAAGGUACUGUACGUAGAUCUCUACGGGACGCACGUCGACGACGACCACGCCACCUACGAGCGCAUCAACGUCUCGUCCUAACUUAGUAGUAAGCCGGCUUACUUUUGAAUAGAAAUACACAUUCCU
Messenger RNA from Phytophthora nicotianae INRA-310, 824 nucleotides. RefSeq lists its product as hypothetical. The record is from RefSeq and is a predicted model, not a curated record. NCBI's taxonomy places the organism in Eukaryota, Oomycota, Peronosporomycetes, Peronosporales, Peronosporaceae. The coding region runs from base 171 to 779 and encodes 202 amino acids. The transcript has a single exon.